Messenger RNA from Daphnia pulex (common water flea), 2009 nucleotides. RefSeq names its product venom protease-like. The record is from RefSeq and is a predicted model, not a curated record. Gene Ontology annotation, molecular function: serine-type endopeptidase activity. Lineage: Eukaryota; Metazoa; Arthropoda; Branchiopoda; Diplostraca; Daphniidae. Gene Ontology annotation, biological process: proteolysis. The transcript is spliced from 9 exons. Bases 522 to 1796 code for a protein of 424 amino acids.
GAUUCGGCAGUCGGAGCGUGUGCAGUGGAAGUGCCAAAACAGUGGGUGGGCAGCAGUGUGCGCUCAAGUGGCGACUUGAACGCACGUUUGAAAGCGUAUAUUCAUCGUCCAAAUCAUAUUUCUAUUUCGCUGGCUGGCGUUGGAAUCGGUUCACAAGUGAAACUCGUUUCGUUUCGUUAAUAGAAUUGUGUGUUCUCAAUACGUCAACAAUUGGGGUUUCCUCCUCCUAAACAAAACAUAACGUGAGUCACGUCAUUUGACUUUCAUUUUCUCCUUUCCCUGUCCGCAGGCCCUGCUGGGUAUUGCCCAGGUGUUGCGACUUUCGACCGUCAAUUAUACGGCCCUUCUGUCUGGGUAUUUCCCAGUGCCCGCCAGUCAGAUCCAUCGGCUCUUCUCUCUUGGCAGGCAGGAGCAGGCCAGCCAUAUUUACCUAGUAGAUCACCAAUUUCAGAUUAGUGGACAGGACUUGUACUUCAGCAAACCUCUCCUAACCGAAAAAAAAACAGACCCACACACACACCAUGCGUGAAAUAACGCUUCUUCUAGUGCCAUUGCUCUUCGUCCUCUUCAUCUGCUCCGUCCAAGGUCAUUUGCUCCGGCGGAGGAAUUACAAGCCACUGCCAUGGAGACCGGAUACCCGGCUACAUAAAAGACAAGUGAAUUUUGGAGAAGAGGAAACGUCAGAAAUCAGCAGUCUCACCACGGGUUUUAACGGGGGUGGAAUAAACGAUUGUCAAACUCCAGAAGGAGUCGUAGGAACCUGCACACCCUUGACAAAUUGUCCGCAUCUGGCUGACAUGUUAUCUGUACCAAGCCCGGCUAUACUCAACUUUCUUCGACAAUCCAUUUGCGGUUAUGAAGGUUACGAUCCUAAGGUGUGUUGUUCGUACCCAACGGGUAUGGAAAAUGUCGACUCAUCGGCGUUCUUCUUCGGAGAAUCCACCGGAGAAAUACCUCCACCAUUCGUUCCGAAACCACCGGUACGUCCACCGCCACACCCGGGUCGGCCUAGCGUUUUGCCAGCUCGAUGUGGAAAUACCAACGCCACAAGUACCCGAAUUGUUGGUGGUGAGGAUGCUCCACCAGGUGCCUGGCCAUGGAUAGCACUUCUGGGCUACAAGGAUCCUAUUACCCAGCAGGUUGACCACUUGUGUGGUGGUGCUUUGAUCAGUUCGCAAUAUGUAAUUACAGCAGCUCAUUGCGUUUACAACAAAAAAGAUUUGUAUUCGGUUCGUGUAGGAGAACACGUUCUCCAAAGCGACAUGGACGGUAAUAGACAUCAAGAUGUGCUGAUUGCGAGUCGCAUGCCGCACGAAGGCUUCGAUUCCGUUAGCUUUCAGAAUGAUAUCGCCAUCUUGAAACUGGCUGUGAGAGUGGAAUUUACAGCGGAAGUGCAACCUAUAUGCUUGCCCAUGGAUCCAUUGAUCCGAAAUAAAAAUUACGUCAGGUCCAAUCCGUUUGUCGCAGGGUGGGGAGCAACAUCUUUCAAUGGACCAUCAAGUUUGACGCUCAGAGAAGUGCAGAUUCCCGUCGUUACGCAAGAGAGCUGCAAAGAAUCCUACAAGAAUUUUAAAACGGUUGUUGUUGACCAAUCCGUUUUGUGCGCUGGACUGGGUAAAGGAGGCAAAGAUGCGUGUCAGGGAGAUUCUGGGGGACCUUUGAUGAUCCCUGAUAAAGAUCGCUUCUAUUUACUUGGCGUCGUCUCAUUUGGCUACAAAUGCGCGGUGCCCGGAUUUCCUGGCGUCUAUACCCGAAUUCCUUUUUAUCUCGAUUGGAUUUUGUCCAAAAUGCAAUAAAUUAACAUUAAUGGAGCCUGGAAGUUGGAAAUUUGAAAAUCAAUACUCUUGUAUCUUACCGAGUUUACACGAUUCUGUUGGAAAAUUAUACUAGCUGACAUAUGAGGUAUAGAUUUAUCCUCGAAUAUGUAUGAUUAUAUAUUAUGCAAUUGAAUCCAAGUAUUACGAAAUGAAUGAUGUCGCAGAAUUCGAAGAAUAGAGUACCGUCGUUAG